Messenger RNA from Brassica oleracea var. oleracea, 621 nucleotides. RefSeq lists its product as uncharacterized. The transcript has a single exon. Gene Ontology annotation, molecular function: RNA-DNA hybrid ribonuclease activity; nucleic acid binding. The record is from RefSeq and is a predicted model, not a curated record. Bases 1 to 621 code for a protein of 206 amino acids. NCBI's taxonomy places the organism in Eukaryota, Viridiplantae, Streptophyta, Magnoliopsida, Brassicales, Brassicaceae.
AUGGACCCUGCUACUAUUAUGAGGAAAGCUGAGGAAGAAUCCAACAUUUGGUUUGAGCUGAACUACCCUGACGCUAGCCCCACAGCUCCUACACAACCGUCUCGAGCUAUCAAACCAUCUUGGAAGGCACCAGCUGAUGACAUUUUAAAAUGUAACAUUGCUGCCUCCUGGUCUGAAUCUUCUCGCAAGAGUGGAGCCGCUUGGUUCGUAAGGGAUAGCAGAGGAAAAGUUUUAGUGCAUGGCAGGAGAUCAUAUUCCUUUGUGCAGACCAGAGAACAAGAAGAGCUCUUAGCAAUCUUUUGGGAAAUCGAGAGCAUGAAAUCCAUGCGUAAGGGUCAGGUCAUCUUUGAAUCCUCUUGCGAGCGCGCAAGAGCAUGUUUCCUAAGCCCAAAUUCAUGCCAUGGAGCCGUGGAACUUGUGGGGAAAAUCUGUGAUAUGGUACAAUGGUUUCAAUUUUGGUCUUUGGAUCACGUUCUGGAAGCUAGGAAUGUGUUAGCACAGAGAAUAGCCAAUAGUGUAAUCUCUGAACGCAGAUAUCAGUCCUACAUAGCUUUUGGUGGCCCUAACUGGUUGAAAGAUCUAAUUGCGUAUGAAGCAAGGAACGCUACUCCUUCUCCUUAA